AUGGAGGGCGAAUUGAAAAGUAAGCAGCAUCAAGCAAAUGAGGCACUGCAAUCCAUGCAGAAGCAUGAGUUGCACCGGGGCAAGUUGCAGAAGCGCCUAAACGAGGCUCGAUUGGAUGACGAUGUCGAUAGUCAGCUCACGGAAGUGGUAUGUUUAAUCUGUUUGUCUCGUCGUUUUUGUGUAUUGUUUUAUAUGUGCAAAUGCUAA
Messenger RNA from Gongylonema pulchrum, 207 nucleotides. NCBI's taxonomy places the organism in Eukaryota, Metazoa, Nematoda, Chromadorea, Rhabditida, Gongylonematidae. The record is from the annotation of a GenBank genome assembly.